This is a messenger RNA of Gamsiella multidivaricata, 1791 nucleotides long. RefSeq names its product putative arginine--tRNA ligase, cytoplasmic. The transcript is spliced from 3 exons. The record is from RefSeq and is a predicted model, not a curated record. Bases 1 to 1791 code for a protein of 596 amino acids. Gene Ontology annotation, molecular function: ATP binding; arginine-tRNA ligase activity. NCBI's taxonomy places the organism in Eukaryota, Fungi, Mortierellomycota, Mortierellomycetes, Mortierellales, Mortierellaceae. Gene Ontology annotation, cellular component: mitochondrion; cytoplasm. Gene Ontology annotation, biological process: mitochondrial translation; arginyl-tRNA aminoacylation.
AUGGCAGCCGAGGCGGCCGCUGCUGCGGCCGAAAAGGCAAAGCUGAGCUCUGUGGUGGAGGUACCUCAGAUCGAAGGAUCGGACCCGGAAACAGAUCCGUUGGAUGCUUUCAAGAAUGUAUUGGCAGCUCAGCUGUCAACCCUGAUCGAUGUCGAUAUCAAGAUCCUCUAUGAGGCACUCGAGGCCCCCCGUGCAUCAGAAAACGGCCACAUUGCUCUCUCAGUACCCCGUCUGAGGCUCAAAGACAACCCCUCCGCCAUUGCUGCUGAUAUUGUUGAGAAGUUCCAACUGAACGAUUAUGUCCAACUUGCCAAGGCGGAUGGUCCCUUUGUUAACUUCUUCUUGAACCACAUCAAGUUGGCGCAAUCCCUGUUCAAGAAAAUCUACAGCACCAAGGAACGCUGGGGCGGCAACAACCUCGGUCAGCAAAAGAAGGUCAUUGUCGAGUUCUCGUCGCCCAACAUCGCCAAGCCAUUCCAUGCGGGACAUUUGCGCUCGACCAUCAUCGGAUCUUUUGUGCGCAACAUCUUGCAGGCCAAUGGAUAUGACACCCUCAGCAUGAACUAUCUCGGUGACUGGGGCAAACAGUACGGACUGUUGGCAGUUGGUUUCGAGUGUUACGGAUCUGAAGAAAAGCUGGUGGAGGAUCCCAUCAAACACCUGUUCGACGUUUAUGUUAAGAUUAACCAAGAUGCCAAGGAGAACGAGGCUGUUCACGAUAAAGCUCGCGCAUACUUCAAGAAGAUGGAGGAUGGCGACGAAGCAGCUCUCAAGAUUUGGACCCGCUUCCGCGAUCUGUCUAUUGUCAAAUACAAGGAUAUCUAUGCGCGACUCAACAUCGCUUUUGACGUCUACUCUGGCGAGUCCCAGGUCACGGACGGCAUGAAUCGCGCGCUGAAGAUGCUUCAUGAGAAGAAGCUGCUUACGGAGUCAGAUGGCGCCCUGAUUGUAGAUCUCACAAAGUACAAGCUUGGGAUCUGUGUCGUACAGAAGAAGGACGGCACGACACUUUAUAUCACCCGCGAUAUUGGAGCAGCAUUGGAGCGUUAUGAAAAAUACGGAUUCGAACACAUGUAUUACAUCGUCGCGUCGCAGCAGGAUCUGCACCUGAAGCAGCUGUUUAAAAUUCUGGAGCUGAUGGGAUUCGAUUGGGCCAAGAAGGUCACGCACCUGAACUUCGGUAUGGUUGGAGGCAUGUCGACCCGCAAAGGAACAGUUGUGUUCCUGGAAGACAUUCUGGAGGAGACUCGGAACGCGAUGCACGACGUGAUGAAGAAGAAUGAGCACAAGUACGCACAGAUCGAGGAGCCUCUAGAAGUUGCAGACAACAUUGGAAUCUCCGCUAUCAUGAUUCAGGAUGCAUCGGCACGUCGUAUCAAGAACUACGACUUUGACUGGAAGCGCAUGUUCUCGUUCGAAGGAGACACGGGCCCAUACCUCCAGUACGCGCACGCGCGUCUGUGCUCGAUCGAGCGUAGAACAGAGAUGGAGGUUAACCCGAACGUGGACUUGUGCCAGCUGGGCGAUUCGCGUGCAGCUGCAGAUCUGAUCACGAUGAUUGCGCGUUAUCCACAGAUUGUGCGUGAGACGAUGCGGACGUUUGAGCCGGUGAACAUUGUUGGAUACGCGAUGAAGCUGUCGCACCACGUCUCGCAGGCACUAGAGUCAAUGUACGUGAUGGGGGCGGAGAAGGAUAUUGCAGAGGCGCGUCUGUUUAUGUACUGGAGCGCGCGCAUCACACUCGGCAAUGCCAUGCGUCUGCUGAACCUGAAGCCCCAGGAGCGCAUGUAA